Galeopterus variegatus (Sunda flying lemur) is the source of this 1254-nucleotide messenger RNA. It is a transcript of the gene KCNRG, whose product is annotated as potassium channel regulator. The record is from RefSeq and is a predicted model, not a curated record. Gene Ontology annotation, biological process: negative regulation of delayed rectifier potassium channel activity; protein homooligomerization. Gene Ontology annotation, cellular component: endoplasmic reticulum. Lineage: Eukaryota; Metazoa; Chordata; Mammalia; Dermoptera; Cynocephalidae. Gene Ontology annotation, molecular function: protein binding.
GCAGUUUUUCUUAAACUAUUGAGUUCCUCAUCUGUUGCUUUUUAUUUUGUAUUCUCCAAGUUCCCAAGCAACUUAAACUUGCAAAUAUAGCUAUGAAUACACUAUUUGCCUUACAGUAGUUACCAAGGAAUCCAGGUCUUUUGUUUUUGUUAUUCUUCCCUCCAUUUCUUAAUCAUAUAUAACUAGCAACAUUUAUGGUUAUAGGUUGAUUUGCAAGUUCUUCAUAAGUCUGUGACUGAUGGUUGUAGCCUUCAGAAGAAUAGGGAAGAAUGAGUAGUCAGGAACUGGUCACUCUGAAUGUCAGAGGGCAGAUAUUCACGACAAGAUUUUCUAUCAUAAUGCAGUUUCCUGUGUCUCGGUUGGCAUGAAUGUUAGAUGGCAGGGACCAAGAAUUCAAGAUGGUUGGUGGCCAGAUUUUUGUGGACAGAGAUGGUAUUUUAUUUAGUUUUGUCUUAGAGCUUUUGAGAACUCAACAGCUUUUAUUACCCACUAACUUUUCAGACUAUCUUAGGCUUCAGAGAGAGGCUCUUUUCUAUGAACUUGAUUCUCUGGUUGAUCUCUUAAACCAACACCUGCUACAGUGAAGGCCUGCUCUUAUGGAGGAGUGUUUCCUAAGCCGAAACACUCAAGCUUUUUUCAGGGUGUUUGGCUCUUGCAACAAAACAAUUGAAAUGCUAACUGGGAGGAUUACAGUGUUUAUAGAGAAACCUUCUGCACUGACCUGGAGUAACUCCCUUCCUCAGAUGACCUUACUUCCACUGCCUCCACAAAGACCUUACCAUGACCUGGUUUUCCAGUGCGGCUCUGACAGCACUACUGAUAACCAAACUGGAGUCAGGUAUGUUUCUAUAAAACCAAAAUUGGCAAAUGGAGCAAAUGUCCUUGGCUUACUGAUUGAUACUUUAUUAAAGGAAGGCUUCCAUCUGGUCAGCACUAGAACAAUAUCCUCUGAAGACAAAACUGAAUGCUAUAGCUUUGAAAGGAUAAAAAGCCCUGAAGCCCUUGCCAUGAACAAAACACUGAAACCAGAGACUAACAUCAUACCAGAGCAAUCUCAGAAAAAGAAAUGAAGUAGUUGUCUGUUCUCUUUCAGAGUAAAGGAAAAUUGCCAUUUUCUUGACUGGAAGUUACAUGUUUGGGGCAUACAUGUUAUUCAAACCUGUACUCAAUGUAACUUUUUGGCCUCACCUUUUACCAUGCCAUCUCAGGGCAACCAAGCACCAACAGUGCUUAAGCCACACAACUGCUUGCUGC